This is a messenger RNA of Gryllus bimaculatus (two-spotted cricket), 2779 nucleotides long. The record is from the annotation of a GenBank genome assembly. Lineage: Eukaryota; Metazoa; Arthropoda; Insecta; Orthoptera; Gryllidae.
UUUGCUGGUACGGAACGCUGUUCCUUUGCGGGUUCGUGGGUACCACCAGGCACAGAUAUUAUAUAAAGAUUCAGGCAUAGACAAGUGCGCGUGCUCUGUCCGUGCGCUUAGUUCAUCAGUGUUGAGCAGUGUUGAGUGAGUGCGUGUGAGCGAGUGAAUAGUGGGACGUGCGUGACUUAAGGACCUGUAGCAAGGUGUGUUAGUUAAUUCCACUUGGUCUGUCGACAUCGCACAAUUAUUGAAUUUCCACAAUGUCUGAAAAGAAAACUAGUCCUAUUAAAUAUUUCGUGUCCGGUGGGUUUGGUGGAGUAUGUACUGUAAUAACCGGCCAUCCUUUUGACACCAUCAAGGUGCGGUUGCAGACUAUGCCCAAACCAGCUCCUGGGGAGCAACCACUUUACACAGGAACUGUCGAUUGUGUGAAGAAAACUGUGCAGAAAGAAGGUUUAAGAGGACUUUACAAAGGAAUGGGUGCUCCUAUUGCCGGAGUAGCCCCAAUAUUUGCUCUAAGUUUCUUUGGUUUUGGAGUUGGCAAACGUCUGCAGCAAAGAACACCUGAAGAGAAAUUGACUCUACCUCAACUCUUUGCUGCUGGAGCUUUCUCUGGCAUUUUCACUACAAUAAUUAUGGCCCCAGGAGAGAGAAUCAAAUGUUUGCUUCAGGUUCAGCAAGCUGGUACUGGUCCUGCUAAAUACAGUGGACCAGUUGAUGUGGUGAAGCAGUUGUACAAAGAGGGUGGCAUGAGGAGCAUAUACAAGGGAUCAGUUGCAACGCUCCUGCGAGAUGUGCCAGCCAGUGGAAUGUAUUUCAUGACAUACGAUUGGCUUCAAAGAGUGCUUACUCCGGAGGGUCAGGAUGCAAAUAAAAUUGGAUUACUUAGCACUAUUUUUGCUGGAGGUAUGGCUGGAGUUGCCAAUUGGCUGGUAGGAAUGCCUGCUGACGUCUUAAAAAGUAGAUUGCAAACAGCUCCUGAGGGCAUGUACCCCAACGGUGUAAGAGAUGUAUUCCGUUCACUGAUGAAAGAGGAAGGUGUCACUGCCUUGUACAAAGGCUGCGCCCCUGUGAUGCUACGUGCUUUUCCAGCAAAUGCAGCUUGCUUCAUGGGUUUCGAAUUUUGUAUGAAGUUCCUGAAUUUUGUUGCUCCAAGUCUGUGAUACGCCUAAGCCAUUUGUGCCUUUAGUAGAAUGUAAAAAUUUCAGUUUAGUUUUACAAGUAAAUAUAUUAGAAAUUUUUGCAAAAAGUUGGUUUAUUAAACAAAUCUUAUACUACUGCAUCAAAAUACUUGGACAUUUUAUUUUCAUUGUUCUGGAAUUAUGAAAUAAUGUGGUUUUGUUGUGUAUUUCAUACCAUCUUGUAAAGUGCUUCAUAAAACUAAAAAUGAAAAGUCACCCAGAUGUGGUCAUACAGAUUUUACAGAGCUGUUUUUACAUUUUGUUACAUACAUUGUUAAAUGUGUUUGUAAUAUCAACAGAAGAAAGAAAUCUAUUUUCUGCCUCCUGUAGAUUUGUUAUUGCUGGUUCUUUUAGGAUGUAUAUAUAUAUAGAAGAUUCAAUUGCAACUAACAAUUCUAAGUCAAAAUCACCUGUAAAUAGGGAUUAUUACAGUGUAUAUUAUUCUACACUAUUCAAAUAUUUAAGUAUGUUUGAUUCAAUUUUUAUAGGAGUGUACAAAUGAACAAUAUACCCCCUGUACUUUCACGUUGUUUAUUUCAAUAUUUUACUAGAUAAUCGCUUAAUGUUCUUGAAAUUUGAGCCCGACAUGAAGUUUUGAGUUACAUUAUUUAUAAAGUGGUGCUACUUUCAUUGCUCAAUGCACACUAGUGCUGGAAUUUCAUUAAGUGAAAAUUUAAGAUUGUUGUUCAAUAAUGAAUCCUGCUCUGAUAUUCUGCUUACAUUAAAUGAAAUGUUUGUUUGUUAGUUUUUAUUUCGCUUUAUAUGUACCUUGUGCCGAAUCCAAAAAUAUGCAGUUUACAUGCUCAUUGAUCUUUGUCACUUUUCAGAAGCCAAACAAACGAUGAAGUGGGUGAAUUUUUAUUUAACAUAUCAAUAAUUUCAUUCGUAUGCAGUAUAAUCUGCUCUUGACCAUAGUCAUUAUUUUUAGGUGAUUGAAGCCUCUAAUAUUAUGUUGUAUUGUAUUGAAGUUCACCGAUAUUGUUUGGUUGACUGACCAUGACACUGUUCUUUCUUCUUCCUCAAUGAAAGUAUUUGUGGCUGAAAAUAUUUUGCCAUUGUCUUGUAACGUGUAGGAGAAAAGUUACUGCCACAUUUUUCCUUUAUAAGCAAAAUGUAUUGUAAUAUUAUUAAUAAUAUUAUUAUUAUAGCAGCUAAGAGCUCAAACUUGGGGAAAAGAUUUUCUUAUUGACAAGUUAUUAAAUGUGAUUGUAAAACUAUGCCAUCCCAAAGCUGUCUUUUUUUUGGUUGAAUAUGAUCAUUCAUUACAUAAUCUUGCCUACGAUAUAUGUAAUAUGUUUCUUGUUGUCUCUUAAAGCAUUUCUUUUUAAAUGAACUCAUUUGUGAUUGUUCAAGGGAUGUGUAUUUUAUUAAACUUUCAUUUUGUUGAAUAGUAAGAACUUGUUUGCAGUUCAUUAAAAGUUUAGUUCCAGUUACAAUGGAUGUUUGAAACCUUAUUAUAUAAAUUGCACUUUUUUAUGUACAUUCAAGUUCUGUGUAAAUGUAUUGUGUAAACCGACUGUGCCUUUAAUUGCUUCUAGGAUUAGGACUUGUGUAGGAAAUUUUGUGAGAAAAUAUAUUUUUCAGUACUAUUGGUGUAUUUUAAUUUC